AUGCCAAAUCUACGAAUAUUCGACUCAUUGAUAUUUAGCCUCUUUUUACUUGAUGUUCAAGGAAGAGUCGUGCCAAGAGAGUCUGAGCCAGAACUCCAUUCGGAUCACAUUUUCAAGCCAGAAGAGAUCAUCGAUUUGCCGGUUGGCCGAUUUCCCGAUCCCGAUUGUCGGUACACUGUUCACUUAAAUAAGAAAAAUGGACCAAUAGCACAAGGAGAAGUGCGUAUCGGUGAUCCCCUUUAUCAUGAAUGGACAUGCUCGUAUGGACAAUUGGCAUCAUCAAUGUAUUGUAUGAUCGUCAACAAUUGCACAGUGGCUGAGAAUCGAAAAGCUGCAUAUAGGGUUCCAAUAUUGGAUGAAUUUGGUUGUUCGCUUUUCCCAUCAAUCCUCCCACAUGUUCAUUAUGGAGACGAUCUUGAGGCGUAUUUGCCCGUUCAUGCUUUCAGUUUGGAUAUUGAUAAGGCGGCCGUCUUCUUCGAGUGUAACAUCAAAUUGUUGCUGAAAUUGAACGGCAUUUGCCGACGACCAACAUGUGUGCCGAUUGAGCAAUUUCAGAAUGAAAAUCGU
Molecule: messenger RNA, 567 nt
Organism: Mesorhabditis belari
Lineage: Eukaryota; Metazoa; Nematoda; Chromadorea; Rhabditida; Rhabditidae
Source: the annotation of a GenBank genome assembly